Molecule: messenger RNA, 770 nt
Organism: Abrus precatorius (Indian licorice)
Lineage: Eukaryota; Viridiplantae; Streptophyta; Magnoliopsida; Fabales; Fabaceae
Product: sigma factor binding protein 2, chloroplastic
Exons: 1
Coding region: 174-647 (157 amino acids)
Source: RefSeq, a predicted model, not a curated record
CAUUUGCCCAAACACAACACAACAUCAUUUUCUCUCUUCUUCCCGGAAACGCCCCUCCUUUUAAUUUCCCCAAAAAAUCAAAGACCCAUUAUUCUUCCUUCCAUGUACAGGUGUUAUCUUUAGCACCCACCCAACCCACAGUGUCGUACAACGUUGUUAUCCUUUUGUCAGGCAUGGACACCAUCACCAACUCACUCCUCAGAAACACUACUACUACUACUACAACUAGGAGUAGCGUUCACCAAACAACGCCCACCAAAAAAGCCAAACCCAAGAAAAAACCCAUCAAGGUUGUCUACAUAUCCAACCCCAUGAAGAUCAAGACCAGUGCCUCCGAGUUCAGAGCCCUCGUCCAAGAACUCACCGGCCAGGACGCCGAAUCGCCGCCGGACCCUUCCCGUUUCCCCGCCGCCGGCGCUCUUCAGGUCGAUUCCGAUGACUCUUCUUUCAAAAAUGAUGAAAAUGACCACCUUAAGUGCGUGGUGCCUCCCCCAGUGGAUCCCACUAUUUGUGAAGGCCAACCCUCUUCUAUUGAGAGUUUUGAGCCUUUUGACGACGACGUCUUCACUCCUCAGAUGAUAGAGAACAUUUCCGGUCUGUUUCCCGCAAGUGUAUUCUAUGAAUCUCCCCAUCUUGGUCAGUGGUGAUGCAGUGUAAUUAUUAAGCUCAAGCUUAAUUAUUCUCUCCAAGGCAAGUUAAUUAUUAUCUAUGUAUGUAUGUAUAGUUUAUAUAUACAUAGAUAGAUUGAUAAUUGCAUUUAAUUGUCAAUU